AUGACCGAAGAGGUCAGCUUUCAAGAUGUCGAGGCGGGCACCGGCAAGAGCAAUGUUGGGUGGAAGAAGAUCCAGUUCUGCGCGGAUAAGGCUGCGGCUGAUGGCCUUCGAUACUUCUGGAUAGAUACUUGCUGCAUCAACCAAAGCAACAAAAUCGAAGUCGCCGACUUCAUCAAAUCAAUGUACUUGUGGUACGCUCAAUCCAAAAAGUGUUUUGUCUACCUCGAGGAUGUCGAUGAAUUAGACCCUCAGUCUUCCGUCGAAGAUCAGAUGCGAGCUGCCAGGUGGUUUACGCGUGGCUGGACACUUCAGGGAUUGAUCGCUCCGAAGGAAGUCGAAUUCUAUUCCAGCAAUCACACGCUUCUGGGAACGAAAAAGACGUACAGUAAGCUCAUCAACGAGACAACCAAAAUUCCGGUGGAUGCCUUUUGCAACGAGGAGCCUCUGUCAGCGUUCAGCCUGGCCCAGAGGUUCCAUUGGAGAUCACGGCGCUCUACCAAGCGCGAUGAGGACACAGCAUACAGCCUGUUGGCUAUCCUGGAGGUUGAUAUCGAGAUCAUCUAUGGCGGAGAGAAUCAAGCAUUUUCACGACUACUCAACGAGGUGGCCCGAAGAGAAGGAGGUAUGUUGAAGCGUAAUCUCAUAGGCAACGCGGCGUACUAA
Messenger RNA from Exophiala spinifera, 663 nucleotides. RefSeq lists its product as uncharacterized. The record is from RefSeq and is a predicted model, not a curated record. The coding region runs from base 1 to 663 and encodes 220 amino acids. NCBI's taxonomy places the organism in Eukaryota, Fungi, Ascomycota, Eurotiomycetes, Chaetothyriales, Herpotrichiellaceae. The transcript has a single exon.